AUAGAGGUACUUUGGAUGACGGAGAUGUGGCUAUCAAAGUGCUUCAAGUAACCGAAGAUACAAAACAGAAGGCUGAACGAGAAAUUACAACAAUGAGUACGGUUAAACAUGCAAAUAUCGUUGAAUUUAUUGCCGAAUUGUAUGAAAUACCAAUGCUUUAUUUGAUAUUCGAAUUCAUGGAUGGUCCAUCUCUACACCAAAUCAUACAUAACCACAAUGAUCAUAAAUAUACAAACGGGGAUGCCAUUAACUGGCUAACUCAAGCAGCCGAGUAUUUUAUACCUUUAUUAGGGCCUUAAUCAUCUGCAUAGCUUAACACCAAUGAUAGUGCAUCGUGAUGUGAAGCCAAAAAACAUACUCCUUAAUAGUGACAAGAGUAUUGUAAAGCUCUGUGAUUUCGGAAAUGUAAGGCCGCGUGGCUCUUGUAUGUCAAACGAGACUGGUACAUACCGGUAUAUGUCACCUGAAGUCUACAAUGGCGAGAGCUAUACCGAAAAAUGUGAUGUUUAUAGCUUUGCAAUCACCGCUUGGGAAGUCUACAGCCGGACGAAUGCUUAUGGAUCCGAUGAACAACGUGCUAUGGAACUUCUUACUAAGGUGUCCACUGAAGAUCUGCGACCAUCGUUAGAGGGCAUACCAGAGUAUACGCACAAAUUGCUGGAAAGGAGCUGGAGUCCCGAGCCAAAAACCCGACCGACCAUGAAAGAAAUUCUGGAAGAAUUAAAGAAAACUGAUUUCUGUGAAAAGUCUAUUAGGCAGACAUUCAUAACUGCUGUCAGCCCAAGCUGAAUAAGAGAACCAUAUGUUUCAUUUUGAUUUAUCUUAUACUAAAAAGUGUCUUUUUGUAUCUAUCGUAUAUUCAUUAAAUAUCCCCAACUCAACA
Drosophila sulfurigaster albostrigata is the source of this 883-nucleotide messenger RNA. RefSeq names its product mitogen-activated protein kinase kinase kinase 7-like. Gene Ontology annotation, molecular function: MAP kinase kinase kinase activity; ATP binding; magnesium ion binding. Lineage: Eukaryota; Metazoa; Arthropoda; Insecta; Diptera; Drosophilidae. Gene Ontology annotation, biological process: protein phosphorylation; JNK cascade; positive regulation of canonical NF-kappaB signal transduction. The record is from RefSeq and is a predicted model, not a curated record. The transcript is spliced from 4 exons. The coding region runs from base 322 to 789 and encodes 155 amino acids.